CCUCUGCCAUCAAGCCCUCCUCCUCCUCGAUCUCGCCGUCGAGCUCCUCCUCCGCCUUUCUCUCGAGUUCUCUUUCUGGAUCGCGCUCCUCCUCCUCCUCCUCCGCAAUCAAGCCCUCCGCCAUCAAGCAGAUCCGGAGAACUCCAUUAUUCUUUUUCGUUUUUCUUUUGUUUUUCUUUCUUGUUUUAAAGCUGUUAACAGAAUAUCCUUUUGUCAUCUUUGUUUGGCAACAUGGUUUCUCAGAGGAGUCUGUGUAGGCAAUGUAGGAUUAGAGAGGGAACAAGAUUGAGCGUUGUGAAUUCUGUUGCUGCUCAGAGCUCCACUGUGAAUUCUGUUCUGGCUGACGUCGCAAAGGAUUUGCUGACAGUUCAGGCACCGUCAGUUUUGAAACCAGCGGCUAAUCCGAAAACCAUUGCGUCGAUCAUACUAGGUGGAGGUGCGGGGACUCGACUUUUCCCUCUGACUUCAAGAAGAUCAAAGCCAGUAGUUUCAGGAUGAAUCCAUGGGAGGAAAUGUGAGGUCAUGGUCGAUGACAGCUUCCCAGUGCUAAUCCAUAGAAACACAAACCAGAGCACAACGACCUUAUUUGUAAUGUAGCUUGAUAAUGAACGGAUGGCAUUGGAAUUGAAGCGCAAAGAGAUGGAGCUUAAUCUUCAUUAGAUGAGAAAUUUGUGCUGUACUUUUGUUAGGGGCUGAAGUGGUCUUUAGAGUGAAGAUUUUGUUUUGGAAGAAAAUAUAGUUAAUAACUUAUGUACGAGGCUUCUGUUCAUAUUUUGAACCGAUGUAAUGUUAUAUGGAUGAGUUUCAAUUUGCACCUGUCCAUUAUUGUGGAAACUUGGUGGUGUUUUUUGGUUU
This is a messenger RNA of Asparagus officinalis (garden asparagus), 855 nucleotides long. Its product is annotated as glucose-1-phosphate adenylyltransferase large subunit, chloroplastic/amyloplastic-like. Gene Ontology annotation, biological process: glycogen biosynthetic process. Lineage: Eukaryota; Viridiplantae; Streptophyta; Magnoliopsida; Asparagales; Asparagaceae. The record is from RefSeq and is a predicted model, not a curated record. The coding region runs from base 232 to 498 and encodes 88 amino acids. Gene Ontology annotation, molecular function: glucose-1-phosphate adenylyltransferase activity. The transcript has 3 exons.